This is a messenger RNA of Daphnia pulicaria, 4010 nucleotides long. RefSeq names its product probable phosphorylase b kinase regulatory subunit alpha. NCBI's taxonomy places the organism in Eukaryota, Metazoa, Arthropoda, Branchiopoda, Diplostraca, Daphniidae. Gene Ontology annotation, cellular component: phosphorylase kinase complex. The transcript has 19 exons. The record is from RefSeq and is a predicted model, not a curated record. The coding region runs from base 77 to 3721 and encodes 1214 amino acids. Gene Ontology annotation, molecular function: calmodulin binding. Gene Ontology annotation, biological process: glycogen metabolic process.
GGACUCGAUCUCGAUCGGUUGUGGCAGGUGUGAAAUGAAAUUGUGAACUGUUGUCUUGUUUGAAUUUGGUUGAGAAAUGGAAUUCCCUUACACCAGCAAAAAUAAAAUGAGGUCCCGAAGUGGUUCGGGAGUUCGAUUGGAGUAUUACCAACGACUUGUGUACAAAACAAUUUUGAGAUAUCAAAAUCCAGUAACUGGGUUGCUUCCAGCUUCUCCUACAAAUGAACACGCCUGGAUUAGGGAUAAUGUAUAUAGUAUUCUUGCAGUGUGGGCACUUUCAAUGGCCUACAAAAAAUAUACAGAUAUGGAUGAAGACAAAGCGAAAACCUAUGAGCUUGAGCAGCGAUGUGUGAAACUUAUGAGAGGGCUGCUCAUGUCCAUGAUGCAACAGAAAGAUAAACUAGAAAAAUUUAAAGUCUCACAAAAUCCUCUUGACUCGCUUCAUGCCAAAUAUAGCUCAUCCACAGGGGCAACAGUUGUAACUGAUGCUGGUUGGGGACACUUGCAAAUUGAUGCCAUUUCCUUAUAUUUGCUUAUCCUGUCACAAAUGACUGCUUCAGGUCUUCAGAUUGUAUUUAACUUGGAUGAAGUUUCUUUUGUUCAGAAUCUUGUGUUUUAUAUUGAAUCUUCUUAUUGUGUUCCGGAUUAUGGUAUAUGGGAACGAGGCGACAAAACAAACCAUGGUCUGCCAGAACUUAAUGCCAGUUCCAUUGGAAUGGCUAAAGCUGCGCUGGAAGCAGUUAAUGAACUCGAUUUAUUUGGUGCGCGAGGUGGUCCGACAUCUGUUAUCCAUGUUUUGGCUGACGAAGCGCAAAAAUGUCAAGCGGUGUUGCUGUCAAUGCUCCCCCGUGAAUCGAAUUCAAAAGAAGUGGACGCAGCUUUGUUAUCCGUCAUAGGAUUUCCUGCAUUUGCUGUUGAUGAUCCAGAAUUGAUCAAACUCACUCGAACAACCAUUCAAGAAAAACUUCAAGGACGAUACGGUUUCAAGAGGUUUUUGCGUGAUGGAUACAAAACUCCAAAAGAGGACCCGAAUAGGUUAUAUUAUGAGCCUUUCGAAUUAAGAGUUUUCGAAAAUAUUGAAUGUGAGUGGCCGCUAUUUUUCUGUCUUUCGAUGCUCGACUUCCUUUUUCAAGGAGAUAAAGAAGCCGUAGAAGAAUAUUCGGAGGCACUUGAAGAAAUCGUAAUCAAAACUGAAGAUGGGCUAAAGUUUGUCCCCGAACUUUAUGCCGUUUCAGCAGAAACUGUUAAUGAAGAGUAUAAAUGUCCGGGUAGUCAGGACAGAGUAGCCGUUGGCAGAGUUCCUUUCAUGUGGGCUCAAUCCCUGUACAUAGUUGCUCAAUUAUUGAAAGAGAAUUUCAUAGCUCCCGGGGAGCUUGAUCCGUUGAACCGUCGAUUAGGUUCACAGAAAAAACCGGAUGUGGUAGUCCAAGUUGUUAUUCUUGCGGAAGACGCUUCUAUACAGGAAAAGCUGAAUCACUAUGACAUUCAAGUACAAACUGUACAUGAAUGCGCACCAAUUGAAGUCCAACCCGCACGCGUACUUUCUCACCUGUACACGUACCUCGGUCAAAAUAAGAAACUCAAUUUGUCUGGACGCAGAUCUCGAGACGUUGGCAUUCUUAGUACCAGCAAACUCUAUGCGCUACAGGAUCGCAUAUUUGCUUUUACACCGCAGCUUACCGAUCAAGAUCACUUUUACGUCGCAGUUGACUAUGAACUGAUGAUUGAUACGUUUAAAAAUGAGCUAUAUUUCUUGAAGUCCUCUUGGCAAAAUAUGUUGGGGAGACCAGUUGUUGUCGUUGUUAUUCGUCAAGUACAACUUGAUCAAGGGAAAAUACCUGUUGCUAUGGUCACCACUUUGAAAAAGCUUAAAAGCGGUUACAUAAACGGCACUAGAGUUGCUCUCGGAAAUUUGUGUGAUUUUCUCAACACAUCAUGUAUAACUAAUUUGAGCUUCUUGGGAAGUUCAGAGGAGGGCAUGCCUGAUCGUUUGAACUCGAAAGUGAUGCAAUAUUUGGAGGAUCACCUUCACAAGACAUUUGUGCCACGUACAGGGUUCAUCCAUCAUUCAACCCAGCGUUUGCGAAAAAAGAAUGUGGUAUUUAACCAAAACCCCAAAAGAAAACUGUCAUACCGAGGGUCUAUCCGGCGGACUCGAUGCAUUCAAUUUGAGAAUCUAGAAGUUCCUUUUUUUAAAGAACUACCGAGCAUAGCGUCUUCUAGAGCUGCCUCUCCAGGUCUGUCGGUAUCGCCUGAAACUGAGGGGGGCAGUGUGAUGUCAGCAGAACCCCGAUCACCUUCUCCUAAAGACGAGGAAACAUGGGUUAUGUUUACUCGUCAUCGCACGUAUUCUGAUGCGCAGUACGAGAAUACAGAGGUUGACGAGUUAUUGCAUAUGCUGAAAGAUUCGGAAAGUCUUGAUGAACAAGGCGACAUUCUUCAUUUCCUUGUUAUUGAAAAAGGCAUAGACUAUAUGACGGGAAAGAUGGAAGAUGGAACUCCCAUAAGAGUAAAAGAUCUUCUUAAAGAUCUUUACGAAAAAUCGUGCCGCCAGAAAAAAUGGGGACUCGUUCGACAUACAGCAGGUAUGCUUGGCAAGAGAGUUGAAGACCUUGCAAAAGCAGUGACAGAUUUGCUGGUACAUCAAAAGCAAGUCACUGUGGGAAUGCCACCAUACAAUGAACGAACAAUUACAGCGCCAUUACCCAAUUCCGAAUUGAGACACUUAAUCCACCAGGCUUACGGAGAUGAUGACAGUUGUGCCAUGUUGACACAAGAACUGGUUCUUUACUUAGCCAUGUUCGUGCGAACAGAGCCUUCACUCUUUCUCGAAAUGCUUCGCCUACGAGUUGGUCUCAUCAUUCGUGUGAUGGCUUCUGAGUUGUCACGUAGCGUAAAAUGCGAUAGUGAUGAAGCAACGGAGCACCUUCUUAACUUAUCUCCGUUUGAAAUGAAGAAUUUAUUGUACCACAUUCUCAGCGGGAAAGAAUUUAACAUGGUAACAAGCGGCGUCAGUGGAAAUUUCUCUGUUCUAAGCAACAAGUUAAGCAGGGUGAGCCGACGAAGUCAAAUCGGAACUCUUUUGGGUCGUGGCUCUACGUCUACUCCGGAUAAUGAACCAGAGAAUGCAGAACCUGAUCGUCAAGGACAAUGGAUUCGUCGACGGCGCUUAGACGGUGCGCUUAACCGCGUACCUCGUGGGUUUUACUCAAGGAUUUGGCUGUUGUUGGAGAGAUGUCCAGGAAUUAUAAUCGAAGGCAAACUCUUAUCGCAAACGCUCACCCAAGAGAUGACGUCGGGUGAACUGAAAUUCGCCCUGCAAGUGGAAACAGUCUUGAAUGCCAUUCCUCAACCUGAAUAUCGACAGCUUAUGGUCGAAGCGAUGAUGGUUUACUCGCUGCUCGCUGAAUACAACUCAGUGCCUACACUGGGGCAGACGUUGUGUGUUGAAAGGUUGGUUCACGCGGCUAACAAAAUAUUUCUGGAUGAUCAAAUGCAAAUUCAAGGAGAUGCAACUCUUUGCUGCGCUAAGCCGAAGGAGCAGCGUGAAUUAACGCCAACUGGAACACUUUUGUGUGGAGGAGCAGCUUAUGUUUGUCAACAUUUUUAUGACAGCGCUCCUAGUGGCUGUUAUGGAACCAUGACUUAUUUGAUUCGAGCUUUAGCAACCAUCUUAGACUGUUUCCCUAUUGAAGGAGAGAUAGACUGUGCCGUUUCUUAGGUAAGCAUGAUUUCGAGUGGAAAAUUGCCAAUUCCUCUUACUUAAGUGUGUCACAGUUUUGUAGACUUCUUAGUAGAGCUCUUGUUGUUUCCCGUCCUGAUGUUUCGGUAUUCGGUUCACAGUGCAUUGUUUUGUUCAUUGGAUAUUUGCCACGUGUGGCAAAUUAUUGGUCUGAUUUUAUUUUGCAAUCAUCUCAGAUAUUGCAUACUUCAAUAGUUAAAUUUCAAUUAAACUUGAACUAAAGUUAUGUUUGCAUUGCACUAAAAAUUGGAAUAUGUAUGAGUAAUCU